UGUCUGUUGACUUCAUAAUAGUUCAUAUAUAUUUUGUUUCUAAAAGAAUUUAAUGUACCUCAACAGCUAAACCAUUAGCUAACAAUAUAUUAAUAUGAAUCCUAAUCAAGCAGCAGGUUCUGUGCCACAUGUAGGAGGUCCUCCUCAAUUUCUUAACCCUGUCACCAAAGUUCAGCUCAGUGUUUCUGCCAAGAAGCUGCGAGAUGCUGAUCUUACUAGCAAGAGUGACCCGGUAUGUGUGCUGUAUUGGAAGGACAUCCACAAAAACUCUCUGCAUGAACUUGCAAGAACCGAAAAAAUUAUUGACAGCCUGGAACCUUGUUGGGUCCAAAAGUUUGAUGUUGAUUACAGAUUUGAAGAAAGACAGGUUCUCCAGUUCCAUAUCUUUGAUUGGGAUAACAGCAAGCAUGAGACUUCCACGCAAGACAAGUUGGGCUGGACAGAAUGCACACUUGCAGAAAUCAUGGCCAGCGGUGGAGAACCUCUCACCCGAACACUCAAUGAUGGCAAGGGUGGCAUCAUUGUUGUGGUUGGGGAGGAGGUGGUUGAGUCUAAGGAAGUUGUAACUCUGAGUUUUGCUGGCAGUGGACUGGACAAGAAAGACAUGUUUGGGAAGAGUGACCCCUACCUUGUAGUGAGCAAGUCUGUGGGUAGCAACAACCAAUAUACCGUUGUCCACCGCACUGAAUAUAUCAAGAAAACCCUCGAUCCAGUCUGGAAACCUUUUGUUAUCAGAUCUUCACUGUUGUGUGGUGGUGACGACCAGCGCCCACUCAAGAUAGAAUGCUUUGAUUACGACAAGGACAGUGAACAUGACUUCAUUGGCGAGUGUUUCACCACAUUGGCCAAGCUCAAACAAGGCAAUGUGAGCAGCAACCACUACGACCUCAUAAACCCUAAGAAGAAGGCAAAGAAGAGCAGCUACAAGAACUCAGGGAAGCUGAUGGUGCAGCUUUGCACGGUGCACGAGGAGCCCACAUUCCUGGACCACAUCAGGGGCGGCCUGCAGCUCCACUUCACCGUCGCUGUGGACUUCACGGCCUCCAACGGCCACCCGGCGCAGCCUAACUCGCUUCAUUUCUGGGACCCCAGAGUCGAGAACCAGUAUGCCACUGCCAUACGCUCCGUCGGCGAGAUCAUCCAGGACUACGACUCUGACAAGCAGUUCCAAGCUCUUGGUUUCGGAGGUCGCGUGCCUCCAGACUUCAAAGUGUCUCACGAGUUCUUCCUGAACGGCCGCGUGGAUUCCCCGUACUGUGCGGGCGUGCAAGGCAUCCUUGAAGCCUACCGCCACUCCCUGGCCACCGUGGGCCUCUACGGACCCACCAACUUCGCCCCCGUCAUCAAACACGUCGCCAACUUUGCUCGUAGUCUCCUCGAUGGCAAGAACUACUUCGUGCUGCUCAUCAUUACUGAUGGCUGCAUCACAGAUCUGCCAGCAACUCGUGAGGCGCUGGUAAUGGCGUCCGCGCUGCCGAUGUCUGUGAUUAUUGUUGGCGUCGGCAAUGAAGACUUCUCGGCCAUGGAGCAGCUGGAUGGAGACGACCGCCGCCUCAGCCACAACGGCCAGUACGCCGUCAGGGACAUCGUCCAGUUUGUUGAGUUGAGGCGCUUUCUGUCAGGGCCAGCAGGUGGAGGGCCGGCGUCCAGCGAGGUGCGCGCUGCCAUGGCCGCUGCCGUGCUGCACGAACUGCCUGCUCAGCUCUGCGACUACCUGCGCCAGCGCAACCCUCCACACGCCGAGCAGUCUUCAUAACUUCACUGUCUUUCCUGGAUAAUUUCUUUAUCUUUUGGGAUAGCUCCUUUAUUAUCUUUAUGGUGACUUCAUUAGCUCUGCCACUACCAGCGCCUCGCUUAUCCUCCUAACGUCAUUAUCUUUGUGGAUAACUUCUGCUUCGUUAAGAAUGUCGCUGUAAAGUUCAAUAACAAAUUUAUUCCUAUUAAAAUUACAUUGAAAUUUCUUUUAGGUUUUGUUAUCGUUCAUAAUCAUAAUCUGUUUCCUGUUGAUUAUAGAAUGGUUUUCACUUCAUAUAAUGUGACCUCCAUCAUCAGUAUUCUAAGGCAUUUAAGUAUAGCAGAGCACGUUCCCUGUGUUCAUAUAUUGCAUAAUUUCGUUUAAGCAAAUUUUGUUGCAUUCACGUAUCAGCUGUCUUAUAUUCCAGACUUUUCCGUCAUUCCAACCAUCAAGCAAUAUUGAGUUAUACUCAACGCUCCUUUCUCAUUCACCUUAGCACCUUUCUUAUUAUUUCAUGAAUCAAUUUGAAUUAUUUCAAUGAAUCAAGUCUAUUAUUUUUUACUAUAAUUAUUUGUAAUGUUAUGUGUUGUUUUAACACUCAAACGUGUUACACCAUAGUUAAGAGCAAACUUGUUGCUUGUUCCGUCUUUUGAAUGUCAACGAAUUAACAAUAUAACGUUGGGGAAAUGUCAUCGUGAUUAUUAGUAGUGAAUUAGACGUGUUGAUGUUAUAUAAUAACUACAUUAAUACAUUUAAAUAGAACCGUGUAUGUUGACAAUUUGUUAUAAAAAUCCUGGACAAAUGUAAGUUUAUGAACUAUUUUCAUAUGAAAUUUAAAGAAUAAACCUAAUGGAAACUGUCUCUCGUUGUGGUGUCAGGGAGCAGAUAGGGCAACCGUCAAUGACAUGAGUAGGUUCUGUGAGUAGGAUAUUAUAUCAAGGAUACACUCAAGGAGAUGAGGGAGACUUUGUCCAAAUAGCGAUGCACCUUGUGCCCUUGUGUGGGCCAUCCGAGUAUAGUUUGUCCUGGCAUGAAGACGCAUCGGUGCUACGUGCAGAGUGUGUCACUAUUUAGACAAUACCACCCAUUUAUUUGUUUGAGUAUAAGAGCUGAGGUUGCUGCUGAAAUUUUUGCCAGGUAUACGUGCAAUGUUCAUCAACGCUGUUAUAAUUAUGAUUUAUUCUUAUUUAAGUGCAAAACGUUGAUUAUUUUGUGGUGUUAGGGUAACGCUUACUGUGUUUGUAGCGCGCAUCAAUAAACUUGGUUACAAAUAACAUAUUCAAAUUUAGAGCUUCUUGCCGUCUGUUGCGUGGAUUUCUUCAAAGUCACUCUUCUAACUUUUUCAUGAAUGAGUCGCUACGUAAGUGAUUCAUUAUUUAGUGAGUGAAUUCACUACCUAUUAAUACGCCAAUGUAUUUCCGUCGAGUGCUGCAGAAGUUCGUGAAUUUCGUUGGUUCAAUUUUACUGUGGUUCGAAAUGAUUCUAAUUGUUACUUUGUUUGAUAUUAAGAAAUAUUCUCGCUGUUCUACACUUAAUAUUAUUGAGCCAGCUAGGAUCCUCUAUUGCUUUAUUCAUCGGAUUUAGAGGAAACGCGAGUUGUUUCUCUAAUAUCACAAAAGUCCUGCUGAAGUCCAACUGAAUUCGUGACAGUCCUGCAAAAUUACGUUGUUAUUCGACCAACUGGAAGCUUGAUCGCGGUUCAAAUACUCUUGCUUUUAUGCCUGUGCCUUUCAUUCUCUCCAGCAUUGUUGUUCGCUUGCAAUAAUUAUGACUUGUGGAUACUCAUCGUCGCCUUCCUCAAAAAUACGCAUUUUCCUAGAAUAUUAGUAAAAAAUUAAAGUUAUUGCGAAAACCUGCAAUUUCCUGCUCGCUUUGAUGCCAUCAAAAGCCUGGCUGUCCAGCACGACUCAAACGGUACUCGAGGCCAGGGACCAUGACCCGUAACUGUGCCAUUACAUUGCCAUUUCAUCCAUUCUGUUUACCGGAAUAAAUUAGCUGCGCGCGUCAUAAUCAUUUCCAGCAAAUCACUUGGAAUUUGAGUCGAGCUGAACCUAUGAAUAAGGACACGCUGUUGUGUUCGCAUCGUAUGUCAAGUAUUCAGGUAUUUGAUAUCGACUUUAUCGGUGGGAGAAGAUACAGGGGAAAGCCGUGUGUUCGUCUGUUCUAAUGGGAUUAAUUUUAAUGAUGAGAACUUAUUACCAUUAAUGUGCAAACCUGAAAAUUAUAGUAAUUUCUACGUAUCUUGGUGGAACGAAGUUGCCUUCAUAACUCCCUUUUAGUGAGCUGAAUAUUUGUAGUCAAUAUUUAAGUUGUGUCGUAGACAGCAAAAAUGCGUGCAUUCUCAUCACCCCACUUCCAUUGAUCAAGGUAUUAUUCAUUAGUUGUACUUAUUCUGAUAUUAUUCCAACAGAAAAUACCCGGUCUCAUUUUAGGCAUCAGCAUUCCUCUUGAUGGUGAGCGCCGUGCUCCGCAUAAACGUAUUAAUUUGUGGUUGUCUGCCGAUUUUCUCCAGUAUUUUUAGUGACGCCUUAUGAGAUAUUUGUUUUUCGUAUAGAAUUCUAAUUUACAAAAGCAUGUUUUGAAUGAGCUGGUUGAGAUUAUUACUGUCCCUUUUGUGAUGGAUAUGUUGAUGGUUCAGGUACACUCGAUUUGAAUAGUUAUUUCUUUAAAUUACCUUUUUGAGUUUUUGUUCAUGUAUUAUGCUUUGCUAGAAUGAAGUCUGUAGAGUAUUAAAUUUGUUUACUUGUGCUGUUUUCUGUGUAUUGCGUCUAUAUAUAAAUGCAUGAAAAAUUGCUUUUUGGUAACACGGCCUAGCAAACUUAAUGCUUAGCAUCAAGAGCUCGACUUACUCGCUCUUGUGUAAAGAAUUAUAUAUAUGAUAGCACUGAAGAAAGUGCCUGAUACCUCGCUGGAAGUACAUAAGAAACAAUUCAAAUCAACCGUUGUUUAGGUAGUAGGCAAAUGACACUCGAAUUUUUAUAUCUCGUUGUAAAAAUUUCUAGUUAUUUAUAAGAAUAUAUACAUUCAAGAAUCACGAGCUCUGGUGUAUUUUCCAUAUUUAAUCUCGUCUUCAAGUAAAUAUACGUGCUAUGGUGGUA
Hyalella azteca is the source of this 4833-nucleotide messenger RNA. RefSeq names its product copine-8. The transcript is spliced from 10 exons. Gene Ontology annotation, biological process: cellular response to calcium ion. Bases 95 to 1756 code for a protein of 553 amino acids. NCBI's taxonomy places the organism in Eukaryota, Metazoa, Arthropoda, Malacostraca, Amphipoda, Hyalellidae. Gene Ontology annotation, molecular function: calcium-dependent phospholipid binding. Gene Ontology annotation, cellular component: plasma membrane. The record is from RefSeq and is a predicted model, not a curated record.